AUGUCAAAUACAGCACCAAAAUUACAACAAGCAUUUUGGCAGAAAAACGAAAAGAACAGCAGCCUCCAUCCAGAAGAAGAAACAACGAUAGAUGGCUUUGCAGACAGGGGUCUCCACCUCCAAAGUUCUCAUUCUCGUUGGCGCAGUUCGAUUAUUUUGAAAAAUGGACGAUUGCCUGAACUCAUUGGGCAGCUUCAAGAAUUACUCAAGGGUGUUGACGAAGUUGAGAUCGCUCCCUACAAAUACGACAGUGCUCUUCUUGCUUGUCAGGUGUACCGGUAUCUAAAAGAUGGGACAUUAGUGUGUGGAAUAGCAACUAGUUAUAUUUCUAAAGGAGUCAGGAUUCGUCAAUUGGCACAAGAGAUUAAGGAGUUGAGCUUAUCCAGUCCUGUAACCAUCUAUAAUAGAAAUUCUGCUUCUGAUGGGAGUUUUUCAUCUUACCUAGUGCCAGCUGCUGCACUUGGAGCAAUGGGAUAUUGUUACAUGUGGUGGAAGGCAAGAUUCCUAAUGCUUAAAGGCUGGUCAUUUUCAGAUGUAAUGUUUGUAACAAAGCAAAAUAUGGCAAAUGCUGUUGCAACUGUGUCAAAACAAUUGGAGAAUGUAUCUGAAACAUUGGCUUCAACAAAAAGACAUCUGACUAAAAGGCUGGAAAAUUUGGACUGGAAGAUUGAGGAGCAGAUAGAAACAUCUAAGCUCAUUGCCAAUGAUGUAGAUGAGAUGAAAUCAAACCUUUCCCAAAUUGGAUAUGAUGUUGAAUCAAUCCACCAAAUGAUAUCUGGGCUGGAAGGAAAGCUUGAACUUCUUGAAAGCAAACAGGAUGCAACAAACUCUGGUCUAUGGUAUCUAUGUCAAUUUGCUGGAGGCUUUAAAGAUGGACUUGACGCUAAAGUUUAUCAGGAUGUUGGUGCGAAGGUAGCAAAACAUUCAGCUAUUGCAUAUGAAGAAAGGUCUCUAAAGGGUCUUCAAUUUUUUGCUGAAACUAAAGAAUCGGAUACGGCUGAGAAACCAGUAGAAAAUGUGAAGAAAAGUGAUGUUGAUACCUUCCCCAGUAAAAAAGUCAAAACAGUGAAAACAAGAAUACACAGGUCAUAUGUGGCUGGGUUUUCUUUGACCCGAGACAUCAUGGGUUCUGGCAUAUAA
Messenger RNA from Dovyalis caffra, 1140 nucleotides. Lineage: Eukaryota; Viridiplantae; Streptophyta; Magnoliopsida; Malpighiales; Salicaceae. The record is from the annotation of a GenBank genome assembly.